AUGGCCAACGUCUCCAAGAAGGUGUCGUGGUCCGGCCGCGACUUGGACGACGAGGAGGCGGCGCCGCUGCUGCGGAGGACGGCGAGGUCCGCGCUGCCGCCUGACGAGGGGACGCCGCUGCUGAAUGGCGCCGGGCCCGCUCACAGGCGUGAACUGCCCCGCUCAGCGUUGUUCCGGGUGGGACAGAUGAGCAACAUGGAGCAGGACGGUGAACUCCUUGAUCUGGGCAUGGACCCCCCUCAGCCCUUCCCCAAGGAGAUCCCGCACAAUGAGAAGCUGCUGUCCCUGAAGUAUGAGAGCCUGGACUAUGACAACAGUGAGAACCAGCUGUUUCUGGAAGAGGAGCGGCGGAUCAACCACACGGCCUUCCGGACGGUGGAGAUCAAGCGCUGGGUCAUUUGUGCCCUCAUCGGCAUCCUCACUGGCCUGGUGGCCUGCUUCAUUGACAUCGUUGUGGAGAACCUGGCCGGCCUCAAGUACAGAGUGGUUAAGGACAGUAUUGACAAGUUCACAGAGAAAGGGGGGCUGUCCUUCUCCCUGCUGCUGUGGGCGGCGCUCAACUCAGCCUUCGUGUUCACGGGGUCUCUGAUUGUCGCCUUCAUCGAGCCGGUGGCAGCAGGCAGUGGGAUCCCCCAGAUCAAGUGCUUUCUCAACGGGGUGAAGAUCCCCCACGUGGUGCGGCUCAAGACCCUGGUGAUCAAAGUGUCGGGGGUAAUCCUGUCUGUGGUGGGCGGCCUGGCUGUUGGAAAGGAAGGGCCCAUGAUUCACUCGGGUUCUGUGAUUGCUGCUGGCAUCUCCCAGGGCAGGUCCACAUCACUGAAGCGCGACUUCAAGAUCUUCGAGUACUUCCGCAGAGACACGGAGAAGCGGGACUUUGUCUCUGCAGGAGCUGCGGCCGGCGUCUCAGCCGCAUUCGGGGCUCCCGUGGGUGGCGUCCUCUUCAGCUUGGAGGAAGGUGCCUCCUUCUGGAACCAGUUCCUGACCUGGAGGAUCUUUUUCGCCUCUAUGAUCUCCACCUUCACUUUGAACUGCGUGCUCAGCAUCUACCACGGGAAUGUGUGGGACCUCUCGAACCCAGGGCUGAUCAACUUUGGGAGGUUUGACACGAAGAAUAUGGUCUACACCAUCCACGAGAUCCCCAUCUUCAUCGCUAUGGGUGUUGUUGGAGGCAUCCUGGGGGCCGUGUUCAACGCCUUGAAUUAUUGGCUGACCAUGUUCAGAAUCAGGUACAUCCACCGGCCCUGCCUGCAGGUGACUGAAGCCGUGCUGGUGGCUGCCGUCACUGCCACAGUGGCCUUCGUGUUGAUCUACUCCUCCCGGGACUGCCAGCCCCUGCAGGGGAGCACCAUGUCCUACCCACUGCAGCUUUUCUGUGCAGACGGCGAGUACAACUCCAUGGCUGCAGCCUUCUUCAACACCCCGGAGAAGAGUGUGGUCAGCCUCUUCCACGACCCGCCAGGCUCCUACGACCCCCUGACCCUCGGCCUCUUCACCCUGGUCUACUUCUUCCUGGCCUGCUGGACCUACGGACUGACGGUGUCCGCCGGCGUCUUCAUCCCGUCCCUGCUCAUCGGUGCUGCCUGGGGCCGCCUCUUUGGCAUUUCCCUGUCCUACCUCACGGGCGCCGCGAUCUGGGCGGACCCGGGCAAGUAUGCACUCAUGGGAGCCGCUGCCCAGCUCGGCGGCAUCGUUCGGAUGACACUGAGCCUGACGGUCAUCAUGAUGGAGGCUACCAGCAACGUCACCUACGGCUUCCCCAUCAUGCUGGUGCUCAUGACAGCCAAGAUCGUGGGUGACGUCUUCAUCGAGGGCCUGUAUGACAUGCACAUCCAGCUGCAAAGCGUCCCCUUCCUCCACUGGGAGGCCCCGGUGACGUCACACUCGCUGACAGCCAGGGAGGUGAUGAGCACGCCCGUCACCUGCCUGAGGAGGACAGAGAAGGUCGGCGUCAUUGUGGAUGUCCUCAGUGACACGACUUCCAACCACAAUGGAUUCCCUGUGGUGGACGACACCCAGCCCGCCCGGCUGCAGGGUCUCAUCCUUCGCUCCCAGCUCAUUGUCCUUCUGAAGCACAAGGUGUUCGUGGAGCGCUCCCACCUGGGCCCGGUACAGCGCAGGCUGCGUCUGAAGGACUUCCGGGACGCCUACCCCCGCUUCCCGCCCAUCCAGUCCAUCCACGUGUCCCAGGACGAGCGCGAGUGCACCAUGGACCUGUCAGAGUUCAUGAACCCCUCGCCGUACACGGUGCCCCAGGAGGCAUCUCUGCCCCGGGUGUUUAAGCUGUUCCGGGCCCUGGGCCUGAGGCAUCUGGUGGUGGUGGACAACCGGAACCAGGUGGUGGGGCUCGUGACCAGGAAGGACCUCGCGAGGUACCGGCUGGGCAGAGGCGGCCUCGAGGAGCUCUCGCUGGCCCAGACGUGA
Orycteropus afer afer is the source of this 2421-nucleotide messenger RNA. RefSeq names its product chloride voltage-gated channel 7 (gene CLCN7). Bases 1 to 2421 code for a protein of 806 amino acids. The transcript has 26 exons. Gene Ontology annotation, cellular component: intracellular membrane-bounded organelle; lysosomal membrane. Gene Ontology annotation, biological process: chloride transport; transmembrane transport. Gene Ontology annotation, molecular function: voltage-gated chloride channel activity. Lineage: Eukaryota; Metazoa; Chordata; Mammalia; Tubulidentata; Orycteropodidae. The record is from RefSeq and is a predicted model, not a curated record.